Cylindrotheca closterium is the source of this 474-nucleotide messenger RNA. The record is from the annotation of a GenBank genome assembly. NCBI's taxonomy places the organism in Eukaryota, Bacillariophyta, Bacillariophyceae, Bacillariales, Bacillariaceae.
AUGAGAUCCUCCAACUCUGCGGCCAACUCGUUGGGCAUUGACGAAGAGACCCGUGUCCUCAUAUUGAAGAAAACAUGGUGUCAUGGCCAACUGGUACUCCCCGCCUUUUCCGUUUUCUACUUGUACCUAUUCUUCGCUUCCGUCAAGAAUUUCAUUCUCCUCUUCGCUGCCAUUGUUCUACCGAUCUGGUCAUAUCUCUCCUACCAGAAGAUGAUCUCUUCUACAAAAGCUCCGUCGCCCCAUUUCUUUUGGAUGUUGGCCACGUUGGCCCAGGUGGCACACGUCGGAGUGUUUGUCUACUCGCUCCAGGCGGAAGAAACCAAUCUGCUUCUCACGAUAUCAUCCGGAUUGUUUUUUGUCGAAACCAUUGCCUUUUUACUUGUCGUUCGAGCGUUGGGGAAUAGUGAAAGUAGACAGCAAGAACAAGGUUUUCAAGACCUUGACGACGGCGCAGUAGCUACCAGGUUGGUGUAG